Messenger RNA from Closterium sp. NIES-65, 3936 nucleotides. The record is from the annotation of a GenBank genome assembly. Lineage: Eukaryota; Viridiplantae; Streptophyta; Zygnematophyceae; Desmidiales; Closteriaceae.
AUGGCUACUGUCCUUGCUGUCCGGAGCGAGGUGACAGGCAAGCGCCCCAUCAAGCUGACCCCGAAGAUGCAGGGAGCUGGGGGUCUUGGUACCCGCUUGAGUGGCGGUGUCAAGAAGCGCAAGGCUGUUGGCGGCCGACUGAUCACGAAAGCGCGCAAGGAUGGCGCUUCUGAGCACGUCGAUGACAACGAUGAUGUCGACGAUGUUGCGGGCAACACCGGCAUUGACAACGCCUCUGCUGCCGCAGCUGACCCGUCUAGCGGUGCUGGUGAUGCCGCUCCCUUGGGGGUUCAAGUCCAUGCUGACGACUUCAGUGAUGAGGAGCAUGAUGAGGAAGAGGAACGCACGAAGCUGCAGACGGAAAAGCAAGUUUUAACCGUAACGCUCAUUUCCUGUGCCGCAGGGGACGGGCGACAGGACACGCUGAACAACAUCACCGAGCGUGAUGGGGCGUCGCUUCCCUCUCAAAGUCCUUCUGGGAGCCCCCUGGAGGGUGUUGCCGCGGCAUCUGACCAGGAUGCUAACGGGCGGCUUGCUGAGUUGGAGCGAACCACGCAGCAGCAGUCACAGCUGAUUUCGUCGCUUUUGUUGCAACUUAACAACGGGUCCUGCUCCCUGGAGAGGGGUGCGGUGGGUCAUGCCUCGGGGUCUCCAAGCACCAAUGGAACGCCGCGAUCAGCACCAACGUCGCAGCAAGCUCAUGUCGCCACACCCGAACGCGAAAUGCUGCAGCGCCCGACAUCCAACCGUGCUUCCCCUGCUGUGCCGCGGAAGCGGAAGUAUCCAACGAUGAAGAACAACGGUAACGUGUGCGACGUAGUCCUGCACACGUCACUCAGCGGUAUCCCGUUGAGGGACCAGAUCCUCAUGCGCCAGUUGCCUUCCUAUGGCAAGGCAUGGAACUCGACUUGUUCUUCUCGCAUGCUGAUUUGCCACGUUUCCAAGUUUCCAAAUCUCCCUAUUCUUUUCCGCAUUCCCAUGUACCAGAAAAAAAUGGAGCUUGCUGUGGUUGUGGCGUUCUUUCGCCAACCGGACGACGUUACGAGCGUGUACCCGUCAGAAAGCGUGGUGAUGCGGUGCCUCAUCGGUGUUUGGGGCGAGAGCAAGGCUGCCGCGCUAGUAGCAGUCAUGACGUACUGCGUGGCGCGGGCAGGCGCUUCAACGCGCAAGCAGAGUGAUUGGCGUGCGCGGAUCUCGAUGAAUGGGCGCCGGAAUUUUGCUGACGCCUAUGGGCUAGUUUGCGAAGCGAAUCCCCGCCUGAAGUUCGAUUACAGCGAGCUGAUUUGUGAUGAGGAGCGCACACCGACCCAAGUAUACAACUUGGAGAGCAAGGGUGGGAUACCACUGGUCAAGCCUCUUGAAAAGGGAGGGCUUCUUAUCUGGCACUUUGCUGAAGGCACGAUGCGCCCGUUUGGCACUGCGCUCUUCGACAUCAUCGUCCGCAACGCAUUUCAGAAGGGUGCUGGCGGGUCGGCUACGGUGGUGAAGGCGUACCACAUCGCCUAUCUGCUGUAUCUGUCCCCCUUUGAGUUCUCACUGGGCGAGUCAGGAGGGAGCCUGCAGCUCGCAGUGAUGAGCGGCACCAUCAAAUGGCCGCACCCGCCGCUCUCCGCCUCCUCCUUUCCAUCCCCUAAUCUCCCCUCUUUUCUCCUUCUCCCCAUUUUCCCCCCUCCCCCACCCCUACCCUUGCUUCCUGCACUCUUUCCCCGGCCCUUUCUCCCCAUUCCCUCCCGCCUUUUUUCUUCUCCUUUCCCGAACCCCAGGUACGGGCAGUCCCCCUUUGAGUUCUCACUGGGCGAGUCAGGAGGCAGCCUGCAGCUCGCAGUUGAAUAUUCCGUGGUGCACCACAAGGCUCGUGGCAAACGCAUUCCUACGGAUGCGGAUGUGAAUGCAGCUGACAUUGCCUGCUACCACCGCAAGGUGAAGGCGGCCAUUCGCAAGACCCUCGAGGAGUCCCCGGAUGACCAGCUUCCUGCAUGGUCGGAGCAGUAUCAGGGGUGGGUGUUUGGACCCACCGAGACUGUGGUGAUCUCGGGCAGCGGCUUCCCCGACCUCGUUCCCGAUGGGGCUGACCCCGAUGCCGCCGAGAAGAAGGCGGUUGCUCUCCUGUUCGAGUAUGCCCAGGUGGAGCUCGAGAAAGGCAAGAAGAAGAAGACGGGUUCCAACAACAGUGAUGCCACCAUGGAGCGUGAUCUCCUGGAUGAUGUGGGGUACCCCACGUGGAAGGGGCAGAUUCUGGAUGGAGAGCAGCUGUGGGCGCUAAUAGAGGGCUUGGAGGCCAAUGGGCUGCUCUUCUACACGCACCUGCUCACCGGUGGGUUCCAGCUCCUCUCCUUCCAUUCUCUCCCUCACACACUUUCCUUUCCCCCCUCUCUCCCUCUUUCCCUCCCUCCUUCCCUCCCUCUCUCCCUCUUUCCCUCCCUACUUCCCUCCCUCUCUCCCUCCUUUCAUCAGAAGUAUCCUCAAGACUUGGCUAGAGCAGCGGAGCUAGCAGUGGCAUCCCUACAGGCUGUGCUCGCACGAACCUUGCAGCACCGCUCUCCACCUCUGGACGGCACCGAGUCCUCUCCCACUCCCCCCACUCCCAAGCGCCUGGAGCUCUGCCUCGUUCAGAGCCGCGAUGACAUUAUAAGCCCGCCUGUUGUGUUACGUGCACAAGCGGUUGAAAGCGGUGUAGAUGGUUUAGAUGGAUUGCAAGAUGGUGAAAGUGCCUUGCGCGUGACGCGGACCGUACUUGUCUCCCGCCGAGUAGCCAUGGAGGACGCAGAGGCGCGCCGCUCUCGCCUGCGCAGCAUGCGCGAGUCCGCGGCGAAGCAGCAGGCGGCGUCCCCCGGCGCGCCCACGCCUUCCGCCGCCCUCUCCGCACUCCCCUCCCCUGACUUCUCUCCGCCGCUUAUCCGCACGCAUCUGCGUGUGCGCCAUCCGGGGAAGGCGGACCUGGGGGAGGUAGAUCUGCUAGACGGCCAGCAGGAGCAGCCACCACAGGCUCGGGGAAUUUCUCACAGGCCUCAUACGCCAUCACUGCAUGUGACAUGCUGCGCGCUGCAGGGCCCAGGAAGGUAUGCGAGGCUACAGGGGAGGAAGAAGAGUGGGCAGGUAGGUCAUCUAAACCUCAUGGGGGUUGGGGGUGGGAUGGGGGGGGGGGGAGGAGGUGGGGGAGUGGGGGACGAGAGGGGGAGAGAGAAGGGCACCCCUGCUGAGGACGGCAUGGUGGGCGUGCUGACGUCAUGGUGGAUGGAUGGCCGGUUGCUGGGGUGGAGUGGUCCUUGCGGCAACACCCCUCUUAAACCUGCUCAAACCCCUUCAACCACUUUCAACCGCUAUCAACCCCUUUCAACUGUUUUCAACCACUCCCAUCAGGUGGUGAUAACGAGCAUGGAGGUGGAUGGCCAGCUGCUGGUGGUGGGUAGCGACGCCAGCAGCCCUGCUGUAGAGCAGGUGGGUGUAGCAGAGAAGGUGAGUGGUUCAGCAGAGCAGGUGAGUGGUGCAGCAGAGCAGGUGAGUGGUGCAGCAGAGCAGGUGAGUGGUGCAGCAGAGCAGGUGAGUGGUGCAGCAGAGCAGGUGAGUGGUGCAGCAGAGCAGGUGAGUGGUGCAGCAGAGCAGGUGAGUGGUGCAGCAGAGCAGGUGAGUGGUGCAGCAGAGCAGGUGAGUGGUGCAGCAGAGCAGGUGAGUGGUGCAGCAGAGCAGGUGAGUGGUGCAGCAGAGCAGGUGAGUGGUGCAGCAGAGCAGGUGAGUGGUGCAGCAGAGCAGGUGAGUGGUGCAGCAGAGCAGGUGACUGGUGCAGCAGAGCAGGGCACGGGGUGUGUGGGUGCUGGACUCGCUGCUGAUAGCCUGGUGCUGGUGGUGGGGCGUGACGCCAGUAGCCCUGCUGUAGAGCAGAUGGGUGAGGUGACAGGGCAUGGGGCGUGCCAGUGUGGUGGUCGAGGUGUGCUUUGA